Molecule: messenger RNA, 1710 nt
Organism: Penicillium crustosum
Lineage: Eukaryota; Fungi; Ascomycota; Eurotiomycetes; Eurotiales; Aspergillaceae
Product: DUF3176 domain-containing protein
Exons: 2
Coding region: 1-1710 (569 amino acids)
Source: RefSeq, a predicted model, not a curated record
AUGCCCGGUGUUGACAGUAACCAGACAACCCAUCGAUAUGAGCCUGCUUGGAUUUCUGAAGUUGACUCCGAGCCACAAACCGCGACCGCCACUGAAUAUAAGCGCCAUGCAGUGUACUCGCGCAAAGAAUGGCUUUGGGAGUUGCUAACUUCGAUUCUGGCCCUGGGCCUCCUCAUUGGAGUUGGCAUUAUCUUCUGGUAUAUGGACAACAAGCCCCUCUCUGCCUGGCAUGCCGUCAUCUCUCUCAACGCGACAAUUUCUAUCCUGACAACUGCAUGCACGGCGGCGUUGAUGUACGGGGUUAGCGCAUUUAUUGGGCAGUCUAAAUGGCUUCACUUCAAGAACGGGCCUCGAAAGCUCACUGACCUUGAAACCUUUGACGAAGCGAGUCGUGGUGCUUGGGGAUCUUUCCAGCUGCUUAUUAUGCUGCUUACUACCGUGACGUGGAAUAUAGCUACCAUCGGCGCACUAAUUACGAUCUUGCGGCUUUCUUUCUCGGCAUUCGCACAACAGGUGGUUCUGAUUAAGCAGCGGGACGUCAUAUCUUCUGCCGGCACAGCCACAUUCGGAUAUGCGUACAAUUACAACCUCGCUGCACAGAAUCGCCUUUUUAACUCCCGUAGCGAGAGCAUCCCGCAGGAUCCCAGUUUACAGUCCGCCAUCUACCAGGGCAUAUAUGGUAUCAACACCACAGAACCUUUCAACUGCCCCGGGAGAUGUCGCUGGACCGAAUCAUACAUAUCACUUGGGUUUAAGUCAGAGUGCAGAAACGUCACCCGGGAAACAUUGCAAACGGCCACCUGUGGGGGUGGUGAAUAUGCGCUGCAUCGAUGCAAUAUGACAACACCAGGCGGAGUUGAUGUUGCAACUCGCUUUUGGUUUACCGAUUUAGCGACAACAUACUAUAUGAAUGUAUCCUCCACGCUGAAUGCCCCCAAAGGUGGGUUGUCGGAUACAUUUCCCGAAAUCGCGCGGUUUGCAAUCUAUAGAUCGACCCCGGAUAGCAACUUUGUGGUGAGCAACGUCAACAUCACAGAAUGCUCUCUCUUUCUCGCGGUCUACGAGUACACAGGUGCCCAGGCCAAUGGUAGUGAUUUCUCUGUGAACAGGCGAGAGGUCGAUCUCGGACUGAAGAAUCCCUGGAUGAUCACCUCCAAACCAAACCAGGGCAUACUCCAGCAGGCGCACACCAACGAGACAACAACUAGCGGUGGUAUUCAUGUUCCUGCGCUUGAAAUAAACUUCCCCGGUCUCAUCGCGCUGGUAAACUUCUUGGAGUCCACGACAAUGGUUACCGAGUGGGUUGAGGGGAACUUCGCCAAUACGAACCUUGGUGUCGCUGCUGCUCUAAUUGGUGACGUGGACCUUGGAGCCCGGUUCAACAAAAUGGCGACUGCCAUGACAGACUAUCUGCGGUAUGGUCCGAAUACCCAGUCUGCGCAUGGAGAAGUGAUUCAGAGCGAGGCAUUUGUUUCCAUUCGCUGGUGGUACUUCGUUGUUCCCGUUGUAACUGAGGCGUUAGCGAUUUUGUUCGCCAUCUUGACUAUCUUUAGCAAUCGUCAGAGCCGCCGUGUCCCUCUGUGGAAGUCUUCGACGCUUGCUGUGCUAGCUUGCGAACAUAAGGAACAGUUUGGGCUCCUGCAGAGUACGGCCAAAGAUCUUAAGCAAAUCGAGGACGAGGCUGAGAAGGCUGACGUAAUGCUGCGAUAA